UCCGGCAGGUGUUGGUCCGGGCGUACAGAAAGAGGGGUUGGAGUCUUGUUCUCGGGGUAUAAAAGAGGGGCAGAGACCUUCCACACAACAAACUGAAAACAUGAACUCCCUGUUGAUUCUGUCCUGCCUGGCCUUUUUCGGCGCAGCCUAUGGCUGUGGCCAUCCAGCCAUCUCCCCAGUAAUCACUGGUUACUCCCGUAUUGUCAACGGAGAGGAGGCUGUUCCCCACUCCUGGUCGUGGCAGGUGUCCCUGCAGGACCAAACUGGCUUCCACUUCUGCGGAGGCUCCCUGAUCAAUGAGAACUGGGUUGUGACCGCUGCCCACUGCAAUGUCAAGAACUACCACCGUGUGGUGCUGGGAGAGCACGACCGCUCCUCCAACUCUGAGGGCGUCCAGGUCAUGACUGUCGGACAGGUGUUCAAGCACCCCCGUUACAACGGCUUCACCAUCAACAACGACAUCCUGCUUGUCAAGCUGGCCACCCCCGCCACCCUGAACAUGCGCGUGUCCCCCGUGUGCCUGGCUGAGACUGAUGACGUCUUUGAGGGCGGCAUGAAGUGUGUGACCUCUGGCUGGGGCCUGACCCGCUACAAUGCUGCCGACACCCCGGCCCUGCUGCAGCAGGCUGCUCUGCCCCUCCUGACCAAUGAGCAGUGCAAGAAGUUCUGGGGCAACAAGAUCUCCGACCUGAUGAUCUGCGCUGGAGCUGCUGGGGCCUCCUCAUGCAUGGGUGACUCCGGUGGCCCCCUGGUGUGCCAGAAGGCUGGCUCUUGGACCCUGGUUGGCAUCGUGUCCUGGGGCAGUGGAACCUGUACCCCCACCAUGCCCGGUGUGUACGCCCGGGUCACCGAGCUCCGCGCAUGGGUGGACCAGACCAUCGCUGCCAACUAAAUAUCCCUCCACCGUCAUCCACAGUCCUCAGUUGCCUGUGUAUGGUCAAUAAAAUAAGCGAUAGCAACACCUGAUAUCUCUAUAGUUUCCGUUUCCUAAUGAACCUAUUUGGCUAUUUGUAUGAGUAUUAGGUAUUACAGAUCAUAGUGCUGCAAUGGGCAAGCCUCUCUUGCUAUCAGCCAGUACUUUUGGCAUAUCUUAAUGCAACAUAAUGCAUUAAAGAUGAAUGCAUUUUCCUCUUCACAAUUGCAAUUUCAUUUGAUUAUUUUCCUAAAAAUGCAUCCAUGUCUUGUAUGUUUCCAUAUCAUUAAACACAUUAAAACAAUAAAACUA
Messenger RNA from Gadus macrocephalus (Pacific cod), 1225 nucleotides. RefSeq names its product chymotrypsin A. Gene Ontology annotation, molecular function: serine-type endopeptidase activity. The transcript has 7 exons. NCBI's taxonomy places the organism in Eukaryota, Metazoa, Chordata, Actinopteri, Gadiformes, Gadidae. Gene Ontology annotation, biological process: proteolysis. The coding region runs from base 101 to 892 and encodes 263 amino acids. The record is from RefSeq and is a predicted model, not a curated record.